Spodoptera littoralis (African cotton leafworm) is the source of this 507-nucleotide messenger RNA. NCBI's taxonomy places the organism in Eukaryota, Metazoa, Arthropoda, Insecta, Lepidoptera, Noctuidae. The record is from the annotation of a GenBank genome assembly.
AUGUCGGCUACAUUAAAACCUUAUUUAACAGCAGUGCGCCACACGCUUACAGCGGCGAUGUGUUUAGAGCAUUUUUCAUCGCAAGUAGUAGAGCGUUAUAACAAACCGGAGGUCGAGGUUAGAACAAGCAAAGAGCUUCUCUUGAAUCCAGUUGUGAUUUCUCGUAAUGCAAACGAGAAAGUGUUGAUCGAAUCGUCAAUAAACUCUAUCAGAGUGAGCAUUAUGAUCAAACAGGCGGAUGAGAUUGAAAAGAUUUUGUGCAAAAAGUUUAUGCGAUUUAUGAUGAUGAGAGCAGAAAACUUUAUCGUUCUGAGGCGGAAACCGGUGGACGGAUAUCAUAUCAGUUUCUUAAUAACAAAUUUCCACACCGAGCAAAUGUUCAAACAUAAACUGGUGGACUUUGUGAUAUAUUUCAUGGAAGAAAUUGAUAAAGAAAUUAGCGAAAUGAAACUGGCCGUGAAUGCUCGCGCCAGAAUCUGCUCAGAAGAGUUUUUGAAGAGAUUCUAA